Messenger RNA from Girardinichthys multiradiatus, 5058 nucleotides. Its product is annotated as E3 ubiquitin-protein ligase SH3RF3-like. Gene Ontology annotation, molecular function: protein binding; metal ion binding. The record is from RefSeq and is a predicted model, not a curated record. NCBI's taxonomy places the organism in Eukaryota, Metazoa, Chordata, Actinopteri, Cyprinodontiformes, Goodeidae.
UGCAUCCAUGUGGUGGGUUUUAGGGCUUUCUGCCUCGGGUGCAUGAGCGCGCACGCCGCAAUUGUUGAUGGGCGCGCGGAAAAUGAUGAUGAGAGCGUGACCUCACCGCUUUCUGCACAGCUGCUGGAGAAAGGAGGAGGAGGAGGCAGUGAGAAACAGAAACACGCUGAGGGAGACAGACGGAGACCCAGAACAGCAGAGAACACUCAAAACACAACAGGAGCUUCGUAUUCAAAAAAAGGGGGUAGACACCAUCGAGGGGCGUCCCUGGGCACCUUCUCUACCACCUGGGUUUACCUCCCAGAAUGUUCUGUUAUUCCCAGAAAAAGUCCCUGCGGCACAUCCACGCACACUGAAGCCCAGAUGCUCACCCUCUCCGCCGACAUGGACGACUCUUCGUCGCUGCUGGAUCUGCUGGAGUGCUCGGUGUGCCUGGAGCGCCUGGACACCACCGCCAAGGUGCUGCCGUGCCAGCACACCUUCUGCCGCCGUUGCCUGGAGAACAUCGUCAGCUCCAGGAACGAGCUCCGCUGCCCGGAGUGCCGCAUCCUGGUGGACUGCGGGGUGGACGACCUGCCGGCCAACAUCCUCCUGGUUCGCCUCCUGGACGGGAUCAAGCAGCGGCCGCAGCGAGGGAGCGCAGGAGGAGGAGGAGGAGGCGGCAGGAUGUCUCUAGCCGGAGGUGCACUGCAUGGAUACGCAGCCGGGAUAUCCGCCUCCCCUCCGGGAACUGCAAUUAGAGAGCUGCCCGUGGCGACCAGGAGCUCCCCUGUCAAGAAUAUUCCAGCACUGCCUUGUGGUAAAGCACUCUACUCAUAUGAUGGCAAGGAACCAGGCGACCUACAGUUUUCCAAGGGUGAUAUUAUCAUCUUGCGGCGCAAGGUGGAUGACAACUGGUACCACGGGGAGCUCAAUGGUUGCCAUGGCUUCUUGCCAGCUAGUUACAUCCAGCUGUUGCGUCCCCUGAGUCAAACUCCACCUCAGGGCAAAGCUUUGUACGACUUUGAGGUCAAAGACAAAGACCAGGAUAAAGACUGCCUGGCAUUUAGCAAGGACGAGGUGUUGACAGUAAUCAGACGAGUAGACGAAAACUGGGCAGAAGGCAUGCUGGGAGACAAGAUUGGCAUCUUCCCCAUUCUUUACGUCGAGUUAAAUGAAACGGCAAAGCAGCUGAUGGAGAUUGACAAACCUAUGCCAGCUAAUGCACCAGGCCCCAGCUCUGAGCCAGCCCCCUUGGGUCCCUGCACUCCUGGCCCCUCCCCCAGUGCCUCGCCGUCUAAUGGAAAUGGCUCCGGCCACAGGAGAGGUGAAGGGAAGAAAAACGCAAAGAAGCGUCAUUCUUUCUCUGCACUGUCUGUCAGCCAAAGGGCUGCCCAGUUUAACAACAGACACAGCAUGGAGAUCUCCCACCCAGUCCUUAUUAGCUCCUCCGACCCCAGAGCGGCUGCACGCAUUCAGGAUGCAUCUCCUCCAGGUCCCUCUCCUUCCUCAGUGGGGGUACCGCUGCCCCCCAAAGUUGCAUCUCUUACCUCUGAGCUUCUGGCCCAUGCCAAGGUGCAGCUGCCACUCAACAUAUAUUUGGCCCUAUAUGCCUACAAGCCCCAGAAAGCUGACGAGUUGGAGCUAAGGAAAGGGGAGAUGUACCGAGUGACAGAGAAGUGUCAGGAUGGAUGGUUCAAAGGCACCUCACUAAGAACUGCUGCCUCUGGUGUCUUCCCAGGAAACUACGUCACUCCCGUGUCCAGGGCUCCAUUUGGACUUGUGUCUCCUCGAGGUUCAAGUUUGUCCAGUCCGGUUGGAGGAGGGGGAAGUGGGUGCAGUCAAGUGGUGGGUAAAAUCUCAGACUCUUCAUCCCCAGGAUCUCCAGGCCCCUCUUCAUCUCGUCCCUCCACCCCACUUGUGACCUCAGCAAACUGCGUCAACAGCAUCAGCCCAGCAUCUUCACCCCAAACUGCCGCUGCCCAGCUUAAGAACUGCCUGCGGUCCAGCCAGCAUGUGGCCAACCAGGGCCGCACCUCAAUGCAGCUGGUCCACAGUCCUCCUGCUGGGAGUCCAGAGCGCCCCGCUGUGGCUAGCUCCCCUCUGCGUCCUCAAAGCUCCUCUCCCUCACGCUGCCCUGGCCAUUCAGGUCGUCCUCUCUCCAUGGUGUCUCCAGCAUCUAGCUUAGGCCCCUCCCCGCUCUCCUCCCCGGCUUCACGGCCCAUCCUCCCCCUCGCCUCCCCUCUCUCCUGUCUCACACCUCCCAAUAUCUCAGCAGUUUUCCUCAACGGUGAGCCAGCCAGUCCGUUGCAGCCGCCUUCUCCUGGUCCCUCCCAUGCUCCCAUCCAAGGCGCCCUGGCACCCAAAGUGGAGAAGAAGGAGAGAAAAGCAGCAGGUUUGCUAAAGCUCUUGUCAGUGGCUGCAGCCAAAAAGAAACCACGCUCACCCCCUUCCUCUCCACCCACACAUGACCCCUUGCUGGCAGGCCAGGGGGCUGGGGCCACCGAGCCAACCCACCACCCUCACCACCUUCAUCACCACGGCCGCUCGGGCUCCUGUCCGAUGGCGUCACAGGGCCGAGCCGGCUCGUGCCCAAUCGAGAGCGACAUGGCGGGGGCAAUAGGGUUGGAGCCUCUGCACAGGAAGUCCGGUUCCCUGGACACCAACUUCCCCAUGUCGCCUCCAGCAACACGUGCUGGCAGCGCUAUAAUGGUCCUCCGGCCUGAGCCCAAACCUUUGUCGAGAGAGAGGUAUCGCGUGGUCGUUCCUUACCCGCCUCAGAGUGAGGCAGAGAUUGAACUGCGGGAAGGGGACGUGGUGUUUGUUCAUAAGAAGAGGGAGGACGGGUGGUACAAAGGCACCCUGCAGAGGACGGGACAGACCGGCUUGUUUCCCGGCAGCUUCGUCGAGAGCUUCUGAGCUGUGAGAAGGGGACCAAAGAGUUUGUUCCUGUUUCAGAGUCACACACACAAAAACAAGCUACACGAACACAUGCAGCAUUUAGUUCGAGGUUGGGCUGACAUUGGUUUCCCAGAUUCAUUUUUUCCUUUGCUGGAUUAAAAUCCAUCAAAUUAAAGGUUUUGUUUUUUAACCUGCCUUAAGAAACUUACUCUUAGAGAAUGAAAGGAGAAAAAUACGUUUUUACCUUUCUUCUUUUAAACAUGGCAAGCAAUACGCAAGUUUUAAAUUAAUCCAUGUUUGAAGCAACCACAAAUCGUAAUAAAUGUCAACAGUUUUCAGAAGUCCAUAUUAGUCCAACUAAUUCACAUACAGUUCAUUUAGCACACAAUGCCUCCUCCACAAUUAUUGUGUAACAUGUAAAAAGCCUUAAAGUUAAUCUAUUUUUUAUUGCAGUAGCAUAGUUUCACACUGAAUAAAUGAGAAAAAUCCAACCUUAAAUUGGAGCACAUUCAGUUUAUUCAUGAUAUUAACACAUUACAGGCCACCUCUAAAGGUGGUCCGAACAAAACAGCCCUCAGUGUUUCUUGAUGUUGGUCAAAAAGAUUUUUCCAGAAAAAAACACCUCCUGUCCUACUAUGACAAAUGUAAACAUGUGACAUCUGUAAAAUUGGAACUUUAAAUGGAACUGUGUGGUGUGUUCAGAUAAGACUAAGAGUGAGCUUUUUUGCAAUGAACACUUUAGGUUAAUCUGAAUAUGAGGAAAAGCACCUACUGUUAGAUAAGGUGGAGGAUCUGUGAUGCUGUGGGCCUGUUAUUUAACCAACGGCCCUGGGUACCUUGUUGAAGUGCAGAAGACCAUGAACUAUUUAAAAUAUCAGAAACUUUUAGAUAAGAAAUCUUUUGGCCUCUAGUGGAAAACUGACAUUUUUGUCAUUGAGCAUUAUAACAGAAUAAUUAUCCAAAACAUAUCAACACAGUAAUGGUUAACCAGAGACAAAAUUACCCCUUUUCCUUGCUAUCCCUAUACCAAAGAACUAGUCAGUGUGACUCUGAUGGGAUUUUCUUACCCUCUAAAUACAACUAAAGGUUUCAUUUUUCUCAAUUUGUCAUUGUGAGAUGAUGCCACUGCAAAAAAAGGCACAUUUCUUUAAAGACGCAAAACACAUUUCUACCAGGGAUGCCAAUAAUUUUGGAGCGCACUGUAGGACACGCAGUCCCGGCUUUAAACCAGCCCAGCCUCCUGGAUGGAGUUUACAGACAACUUGUGCUCCGAAGCUACUGAAGGCACAGACUCAAAGAGCACAGAACAAUGAGCCAUGCCUCCCAGAUCUCCUGUUUGGCAUUGUCCACCAGCAAACAUUAGCACAAAAAUUAUUAGCUCUGUUUUUCCACUGAGACCUCAGAACUUGAAUCCGGGUGCUGUCUUCGUUUGAGGAGGAAACAUUCACAGCCAGGCAAUGAGGGAAGAGCGUGAGGCUGCACUCCGGGAUCUUCUCGUCUACUCUGUGACAGCGAGCACACGUUUGGUUUCAGCCCAGUAUAUGUUGACAAUGCAUGUAGCAUUAUUAUGUUUCUUUUUAUAUGUUGUAAUAGGUGUUUGUGUUGUCCUGCUGUGAUGAUCUGUCACAACAUUUUAUUUAAAGAGAAAAUGCAGAAUUAGGACAUCCCAUUUUUCUAUUUAUAUGUCUUACAUGACUAAGAAAAUAUUGAACUUUUAUUACAUUUUAUUUUUUGACUCUCAAACCCCAAUUUAACUUAAAAUAGCUGGCUUGUUGAAUGUACAAAGAAACAGAAAGUCACACUGAAACUCCUCUACAGACUUUAUUUGUAUUUGUAAAGUUUUUUUUUACUUUGAGAUUAGACACAAAAGAAAUGCACUUGGUAAUAUUUGUUACAACCUGCCUCUAUACCUACAUAUACAGUAUUUGUAGUAUUUACGAGUCAAUGGGAUUUUCACCACAUUUCAACUACUUUUUAAACAAGUUUUCUUUUCCUGCCAGCAGGCGCAAACUAGCUGGACACAAUAACAAAAGCUUAAAAACUCAAAAUUUUACUUUUGAAAAGCUUGGAAACUCAUUUCUGGAAUCAUUUAUCAUUGAAAAGGUCAUUUGUUUUAGGAAUCAAUUUAGAAAAGUAAAGGUAUUUAUUAUAUAUAUUCAUUAAAUACAGAAUGAUGUA